ACUGAUAAAUCUGAACUCCGUUGCUGACCAGCUCACUCAUAAUCUUGAUCUUUAAUUUAUCCAGUUCACUCUUGGAUACCGUGUCUGCCUUAGCAAUGACCGGGAUGAUGUUCACCUGCACGGAUAAACAUAAAAUCUCCUGAAUCUUAAACAUACCUACACAGAGGAUGUUGAAGCUAAACCCCUGAGCAGCCGAUUUGCUGACCAGCUGAUCUGGAAGACUGUCAAACCCCACAUGGCCUCCGAGCUCCAGGUUUCGCUUUUCUUCAUUCUGAGGACAAGAGGACGACAUGUCUCUAACCCAAGAAUCGAUCCUGUCCUUCCUGCUGGAGCGCGGAGGGAAGGCGAGGAACUCGGAGCUGCUGAACACUUUCAGGAGUCAGAUCGACGGCAGCGAUCCCGCGGAAAAGCAGCACAAUAGGGACCUGUUCAAGAAGCUGGUGAACAGCGUGGCGGUGGUCAAACAGCUCGACGAGGCCAAGUUCGUCGUCGUGAAGAAGAGGUACCAGGACUUUGUCAGGGAGCAGACGGAUGACAGCUUCUCGAGCCGCAACACGAGCUGCUCCUGCACACCUCCCCGCCGCGUCGACGACGACGACACGGACUGUCCCCUCAACGCCAACUGCAAUUACUACGGUGAUGCCAAGCAUGUGUCUGCGCGGAGUGUGCAGCAGAGAAGCACAAGUAGCGUGGACACAGCUACUGUCAAAGUCCUGAACAUCUCCGCAGAUCACGCGAGCAGAGCGGGGAAGUCCGGGCCUGUGUUCGCUGUCAUAGCAGUGAAAUCCCCACCGAGGGGCCCUGCACCAGCCGCCCAGGGGGGGUUCGGGCCCCAAGUGCACCGGCACGAAACUUCACACAAAACAAUCACUUUUUCAACCGAGGCUUCUGCAGCGUCUGUGCAAACCCCGACUUCUCACUUUCCAGCUUGUGAGAGCGAGGCACUGAGUGAGCACCAAUGCAGCAAAAGCAGCCCAACAGAGGACAUGCUACCUCCAGGGUUUCCCCUGGUGAGGCCCCAAAGCAAGGCCACAAGACAAGCAGAUGAUGCCAAGUACACUGAGUCUGUGCCCUUGGAGCCAGUAGCUCAUGAGUGGUUGGUGAAGUGUGCUGCUGGACUGUGGGGGCAAAUCCACGCUUUGCUCCUGCGGGACACACGGCUGGCACAAAAGAAAGACUUCAUGUCAGGUUUCACAGCACUACACUGGGCCGCCAAGGACGGCAACAGCGAGAUGAUACACAAGCUCAUGGAUGUCUCCAGGAAGAGAGGCACUUACAUCAACGUCAACAGCAAGACACACGGAGGAUACACGCCUUUGCACGUCGCAGCCAUACACGGCCACACCGAGGUGAUGGUCCUGCUCGUGCAAGGGUUUGGAGCCAGUGUGAACGAGAGGGAUAACGCUGGCAAGAAGGCCUUCCGCUACCUUGGUGAAGGUGUGUCGGCCGAGGUCAAAGCACUUUUGGGAGGACUGCAGCAGAGCAAGUACAGGGAGAGGACAGAAGACGAAGACGACUACAGAGAACACACGAAAGGCUUCAACACCAUUAGUAAACUGUUCCAGCCUCACAUAGGGAAGAAACAUAAGACGACAACAAAGUUUGUGCAUGACUGGUGACGAUGACAUGGAUCACAUUGUGCUGUCGGAUGAAUAAUUGUAAGAUACAAUACUGCUGUAAUUUGUAUGUUAUGUUAAUAUAAAACAGCUUAAACCAUU
Scophthalmus maximus (turbot) is the source of this 1718-nucleotide messenger RNA. RefSeq names its product sosondowah ankyrin repeat domain family member Ab (gene sowahab). The record is from RefSeq and is a predicted model, not a curated record. Lineage: Eukaryota; Metazoa; Chordata; Actinopteri; Pleuronectiformes; Scophthalmidae. Bases 291 to 1619 code for a protein of 442 amino acids. The transcript is spliced from 3 exons. Gene Ontology annotation, molecular function: protein binding.